Messenger RNA from Aspergillus niger, 333 nucleotides. RefSeq lists its product as uncharacterized. NCBI's taxonomy places the organism in Eukaryota, Fungi, Ascomycota, Eurotiomycetes, Eurotiales, Aspergillaceae. The record is from RefSeq and is a predicted model, not a curated record. The coding region runs from base 1 to 333 and encodes 110 amino acids. The transcript is spliced from 4 exons.
AUGCGUGGAUUUUAUUCCAGACCUAAUCGGCAUGGUCAUUGCCUUCCAUUUGACAGUGACAUCCUUCCAGGGACUAGAAGUGAAGAUGGGCAUGAGGGUGUGAUCGAAGUCAUGUAUCAUUUGAAUGAGAGGGAAAUCACUGGGCCGCAGGCUAGAAAUGAGGUCACAGAACGAAGGACGAAGCUCAAGUGGGAUACUAUGCUUGGUGUUUCCAUGAUUUCUAACAGUACUACUAUGGCGGGAAUGAGUCCUCGGCCGUACAAGGCAGCGAGAUACAGUGAAAAGGACAUGCGUCUAUUGAGUAAUAUCCGUUCUCAUUCACGGUUGCUCUAG